Pocillopora verrucosa is the source of this 3047-nucleotide messenger RNA. Lineage: Eukaryota; Metazoa; Cnidaria; Anthozoa; Scleractinia; Pocilloporidae. The record is from RefSeq and is a predicted model, not a curated record.
GUCGGUUUCAAAAUGGCGGCGGCAGUGAAGAGAAAACCGGAAUCUGUUGUGCCGCCAGAAGAAAGUGAUUUGCUCAGAAUAACGCCACUGGGAGCUGGGCAAGAAGUUGGUCGGUCAUGUCACAUCCUGGAAUUCAAAGGAAAGAAAGUGAUGCUGGACUGUGGAAUUCAUCCUGGAAUGUCAGGAAUGGAGUCUCUACCUUUUCUUGAUGAAAUUGAUACAGCAGAAAUUGAUCUUCUCCUUGUCAGUCACUUUCAUCUAGAUCAUUGUGGAUCGCUUCCUUGGUUUUUGGAAAAGACAACAUUCAAGGGAAGGGUGUUUAUGACACAUGCAACCAAAGCAAUAUACAGGUGGCUUCUUUCAGAUUAUGUCAAGGUUAGCAACAUUGCAACAGAAGACAUGCUGUACACUGAAUCAGAUCUGGAAAAGAGCAUGGACAAGAUUGAAACCAUUCAUUUCCAUCAGGAAAAAGAAGUUAAUGGGAUUAAGUUCUGGUGUUACCAUGCUGGUCAUGUUCUUGGGGCAGCCAUGUUCAUGAUAGAAAUUGCUGGUGUAAAGAUUCUUUAUACAGGAGAUUUCUCUCGACAAGAAGAUCGUCAUCUGAUGGCAGCAGAGAUCCCUAGCAUUUCUCCUGAUGUUCUCAUAAUUGAAUCUACUUAUGGUACUCACAUUCAUGAGAAGCGAGAAGACAGAGAGAACAGAUUUACAAGUACUGUCCAUGAUAUAGUAAACCGUGGAGGAAGAUGCUUGAUUCCUGUCUUUGCUUUGGGGCGAGCUCAAGAGUUGCUUCUCAUUCUUGAUGAGUAUUGGCAAAAUCAUCCUGAGCUUCACGAUGUUCCAAUCUACUAUGCUUCACAACUGGCCAAGAAAUGCAUGUCAGUGUUCCAAACAUAUGUCAAUGCAAUGAAUGAGAAAAUCAAGAAACAGAUCGCCAUUUCUAAUCCAUUUGUGUUCAAACACAUAUCGAACCUGAAGGGUAUUGAUCAGUUUGAUGAUAUCGGCCCCUCGGUUGUAAUGGCAAGUCCUGGAAUGAUGCAGAGUGGCUUGUCACGUGAACUCUUUGAGCAAUGGUGUACCGAUCGUCGAAAUGGUGUAAUCAUAGCUGGUUACUGUGUAGAGGGGACACUAGCCAAGACUUUGAUGUCAGAACCUGAAGAAAUAGCGACCAUGACAGGACAAAAGAUUCCACGCAAAUGUUCUGUCGACUACAUUUCAUUCUCAGCUCACACGGAUUUCGAACAGACAAGUGAAUUCAUUCGAAUUCUAAAGCCCCCUCACAUUGUGCUGGUUCACGGUGAACAGAACGAAAUGGGUCGACUGAAAGCCGCUUUGAUUCGUGAAUACGAGGACAAUCCAGAUGCCAGUGUGGUGGUUCAUAACCCCCCUAAUACUCAAAGUGUAGAGCUCUAUUUCCGGGGGGAGAAAAUGGCCAAGGUGAUGGGAAGUUUAGCCGCCGAAAAGCCUGAGCACGGAAAACCAUUGUCGGGAAUUCUUAUCAAACGAGGCUUUAAUUAUCAUCUGAUUGCACCAGAUGAUCUCCAAAAUUACACGGAGCUAUCCACGAGUGUUCUUACUCAGAAACAAACUGUGGCUUUCCACGGUGCCUUCUCCCUUCUUCUGCAGUGCAUGGAGAACUUAGCUGGUGAGGUGGAACAACUCUCAUUACAGGGAGGCAAACUCGCGCUGAAAGUGUUUAAAGCUGUCACAAUCGUUCAGGAGAAACGAAGCGUUGUUGUGGAGUGGAUAGCAAACCCUGUGAACGACAUGUACGCCGAUGCUGUCCUGGCCGUGAUUUUACAAGUUGAAUCUAAUCCCACAGCUGUUCAAGCUGCUCGUGCUAAGAAGCCAGAUAUAAGUCAGUUUCCAGAAAGACUGAUGAGGCUUUUAAGCGGCACUUACGGCGAGGAUGCUGUGACAAGAACCACAAAGGGAGACCAAAUCUCCGUCAAGUUGGACGGACAGAUAGCUGUCAUCGACCUUGAGACACUGGAGGUAGAAUGCUCGGAUGAAAGUCUACAGAGUCACGUGGCCUGUACGGUGAAACGACUUCACAAUACUAUGGUACCUUGCCAUUCCUGAGAUAAAUGGAGAUGAACGGCACCCUCAGGAUGAAAAAAAGCAUGUAAAAUCAAGUUAAAAAACGCACGUAGUCGCCUGUAACUUUAAAUCCUUUGUAGAAACCUUCACGUGCAGUAUCACGCCUAUAAAAAUAGACAGAACUGUCGUUUGCAUCUCACGGUUUCAUUUGACUUUAUAUUUUACAAAGAGCAAGAGGCAGGAACGCCUCGCUGUGUUUCUCUCAUGCCCUGUCUCAGAUCAUACCAGUUUACAUCAACCCCUUAAAGAACAUUUGACUUGAGAACUCAAGAAGUCUCAUUAAAACAUUACUUAAUUAAUAAACGACAAAACGCAUCUCUUUUACCUCAUUGUUAUAGCGGAUAUUUUAGCAUCGCAUUUACUUGUAAACCAAUAUGCACGAGAAACAACCUAUUUCACUGGUAAGGAAUAAAGAUUUAUUCAUUUUGAAAUUGGAAUCGUAGAGGCUCCGGUGGGUUCGUGGAUUCGAAGAAGCAAAGCAACUGACCGAACCAAUUAUGGGCAAUUCAACUGAAUUUUUAUUUAAUCCGCAAAUUAUUGCUGUGCUAGUCUUUAUCAGAAAACUCUACAAUAACUGUAGGACUCACUUGAGCAAUUACAUCCAAUUCUAUAUAUUAUUGAAAAAUCUCGGAUACUUCGCUGAGCCUGCCGAGUAUUUGUACUCUGUUUUACUAAUAUAACUAAGGAAAUAUACUGAAAAACUUGUGCGGAACAAUUACAUUCACUGGUUUGGUUGUCAAGGAAUCUUCACCGCUGAGCCCACGAGGUCUUCGGGGCAAGUAUUGUGCAAAUUUAAUGGCGCUAGCUGGUCAAGAGAUGCUUAUUUCUAGUAGAGUAGCAUGUAUCAGAGAGGUCAUAUAAUUAAGCGAUUAUGUAAUCUCAAAUUGAGCUCGAUUAUUGCUAUGAACAAACCAACCCUCCAUGAAUUAAACACCCAGUUUUCAGUUAAA